Nyctereutes procyonoides (raccoon dog) is the source of this 2052-nucleotide messenger RNA. RefSeq names its product poly(A) binding protein cytoplasmic 1 like (gene PABPC1L). Gene Ontology annotation, molecular function: RNA binding. NCBI's taxonomy places the organism in Eukaryota, Metazoa, Chordata, Mammalia, Carnivora, Canidae. Gene Ontology annotation, cellular component: ribonucleoprotein complex. Bases 1 to 1851 code for a protein of 616 amino acids. The record is from RefSeq and is a predicted model, not a curated record. The transcript has 15 exons.
AUGAACGCCAGCGGCCCGGGCUACCCGCUCGCCUCGCUCUACGUGGGCGACCUGCACCCCGACGUGACCGAGGCCAUGCUGUACGAGAAGUUCUCGCCCGCCGGCCCCAUCCUGUCCAUCCGCGUGUGCCGCGACAUGGCCACCCGCCGCUCGCUGGGCUACGCCUACAUCAACUUCCAGCAGCCGGCCGACGCGGAGCGGGCACUGGACACGAUGAACUUUGAAGUGAUCAAAGGCCAGCCCAUCCGCAUCAUGUGGUCCCAGCGAGACCCAGGACUGCGCAAGUCGGGCGUGGGCAACAUCUUCAUCAAGAACCUGGAGGACUCCAUUGACAAUAAGGCCUUGUAUGACACCUUCUCCACCUUUGGGAACAUUCUCUCUUGCAAGGUGGUGUGUGACGAUCACGGCUCCCGAGGCUUCGGCUUCGUCCACUUUGAGACCCACGAAGCCGCGCAGCAGGCCAUCACCACCAUGAACGGGAUGCUGCUGAAUGAUCGAAAAGUCUUCGUGGGCCACUUCAAGUCUCGACGGGAGCGGGAAGCGGAGCUGGGGGCUCGGGCCAUGGAAUUCACCAACAUUUAUGUGAAGAACCUCCAUGUGGAUGUGGAUGAGCAGGGCCUGCAGGACCUCUUCUCCCGGUUUGGAAAGAUGCUGAGUGUGAAGGUGAUGAGGGAUGACAGCGGCCACUCCCGGGGCUUCGGCUUUGUCAACUUUCAGAAGCAUGAGGAAGCCCAGAAGGCUGUGAUGGACAUGAAUGGGAAGGAGGUGAGCGGGCGGCUGCUGUACGUGGGCCGGGCCCAGAAGCGGGUAGAACGGCAGAGUGAGCUGAAGCGCAGGUUUGAGCAGCUGAAGCAGGAUCGGCUGACCCGUUACCAGGGUGUGAAUCUGUAUGUUAAGAACCUGGAUGACUCCAUUGAUGACGAAAAGCUGAGAAAAGAGUUUUCUCCCUACGGAGUGAUCACCAGUGCUAAGGUGAUGACAGAGGGUGGCCACAGCAAGGGGUUUGGCUUUGUGUGUUUUUCCUCUCCAGAAGAGGCGACAAAGGCCGUGACAGAGAUGAAUGGGCGCAUUUUGGGCACCAAGCCUCUGUACGUGGCACUGGCCCAGCGCAAAGAGGAGCGGAAGGCCAUCUUGACCAACCAGUACAUGCAGCGCCUCUCUACUGUGCGGGCCCUGGGCGGCCCCCUCUUGGGCUCCUUCCACCAGCCCACCAGCUACUUCUUGCCCUCUGUGCCCCAGCCUCCGGCCCAGGCUGCGUACUAUGCCUCCGGCCUCCCCAUGCAGCCCACCCCCAGGUGGACGGCCCCGCCUCCGAGACCCUCCUCCACCUACCCUCCAGCUGCCUCAGUGGUCCGGCCACCAGCCAUGUCGCGGCGCCCCCCGGCCCAGGUCAGCAGUGUCAGGCAGGCCUCUACCCAGGUGCCACCCCCGGUGCCCCACACCCAAAGAGUGGCCAACAUUGGUACCCAGACCACAGGAGCCAGCGGGGUGGGAUAUUCUACACCAGGUGGGCCUCUCCUGACACACAGAUAUCCCUCAGCGACACACAACCAUGGGGUCCAGGAGCCUGCCGUGUGCAUCCUGGGACAGGAGCCCCUGACCGCAUCCAUGCUGGCUGCUGCACCGCUGCACGAGCAAAAGCAGAUGAUUGGUGAGCGUCUGUACCCCCUGAUCUACAACACCCACACCCAGCUGGCCGGCAAGAUCACAGGCAUGCUGCUAGAGAUCGACAAUUCGGAGCUUCUGCUCAUGCUGGAGUCCCCAGAGUCCCUCAAUGCCAAGGUGGAGGAGGCUUUGGCAGUGCUGCAGGCACACCAGGCCACAGAGCUGGCGAAAGUGAAUGUGCUCUGAAACCAGAAAACGGAAUCCACCCUUCCUUGGCUGACAAGAGAAUGGCGUUUCCUGCCAAGCUUGGCUCUCCGUCCCUGUGAACCAUAACUUAUUUUCCAAUUGGGCUCUAUCUGGACUUGAGCUCUGUAUGUGGAAGGAAGGCUGGUCACCCCGCCAGCCUAUUACCUUUUCCUUUGUGCAUUAAAAGUGCUGCAAACUCUG